Molecule: messenger RNA, 2285 nt
Organism: Nematostella vectensis (starlet sea anemone)
Lineage: Eukaryota; Metazoa; Cnidaria; Anthozoa; Actiniaria; Edwardsiidae
Product: protein ALP1-like
Exons: 1
Coding region: 32-865 (277 amino acids)
Source: RefSeq, a predicted model, not a curated record
ACGUGUGGUUUGUUUACCUUUACAAUUCGCCAUGCUUCCAAUGAAUUACAUCGCUCUACUCGUGUCGUUUCUGGCAAUUUAUUCAUAUUAUCGACAUCAGCAACAACUUCUACUUCUUCUUUGCUAUUGGCAAUUUAACGUAAUUCACCAGAACGUCAUUUUACAACGCAUAAAUCGGCGAAGACAACGUUUAUUUCGACCAUACUGGGUUUUGCCUCGGCCAUUGCAGUCAUGGUUUGAAAUUCAUUACCGCCAAAGAAUAAUUCCCGAGAAUUUUUUUUAUCGCCAGAUGAGAAUGAAACGCGUAUCGUUUGACUUGCUGUUGGCAACAAUUACGCCAUAUAUACGCCGGCAAAACACGAGAUUCAGGAACUGUAUUCCUCCCGAGAAAAUAUUAGCUGUAGCUCUCUAUCGAUUAGCGCACGGUGGCGGAUAUGAGAACGCUGGAGUGGCCAUGAAUGUUGGACGUUCUACUGCUUUGGAAGCAUUUGAAGACGUUGUAAACUCUUUGUAUGCACUAAGGAACGAAUACAUAAAAUUCCCGUCCACAAUAGCUGAGACGCAAGAUUCAAUCGAAACCUUUGAACUGCUAUCCGAACUUCCAAACAUCGCUGGAGCGAUUGACGGAACGCACAUAAAAAUUAAAGCACCACAAGAAAGCAAAGCUGAUUACUGGAGCCGCUAUUCACAAUAUGAUGUUGUGUUUCACGACUCUCGAGUUUUGCGUAACACUGGAAUUUAUGAAAAAGCUGAACGUGGGGACGUGCAUUUAUCGACAGGUCUGUUGUUGUUAUAUUUAUUGUUCAGUUCGUCGACGAGUUUUGCCCAGUAUUUUCGCGAAUCUUUGCUUUCGAGUCGUUCAUGAUAUGAUACCCACAGGUUAAUCAAAUACGUCUCCUCUUCUUUCUCGAAACUUUCAGUCUUUUUUGCUUUACUUGGUGCUGGCGCUUUGCCGCCUUUAUCAAGUUGUUGCUUGUUCGCUUGUUGGUUGUUUUGCGGCACUUGUUGGUUUGCUUGUAAAGGCUGAAGCGGUGGAUUCUGUACUUCAUGUGGUUGCUCUACAAUUUGAGACUGCGAUUGACCAUAAAUACCAGCAGGAUCAAACACUUGUGAGCCAUAAUAGUUGAAAUAAUAGUCCCGAGGAAAGUACGCCAUGUUGUGACCUCGAUUCACUCUGCGAAGAUGAACUUUCCCGCGCAAUUCGAUCACGUUGGGUUAUCAAGUAGGGUGAUAAUUGACAAAGCUGUCAUGUUCGACAUGAUUUUGACGUUUGGCCUAGUUUUGUAGGGCUCCAAACCUCCCCAGCGGCGUCUUUGUAGUUUGGCCUGGCCGAACAAAUUUUGUCUCAGCCGAACAAACGCAUCCGCACUUGUUUCUUACAGUUGAUGACAGAAUUUGUGUCUAAAUAAACAAGUUUUGUACAAGUGCGGAUGGGCCCCAAGCAAGCUUUACAUGCUCCAUAGGUUUUGUCAUUAAACUAAUUUAUUUAGAAAUUCAGCAUGGCUUAGCUUGUUGCAUGAAAUUCUACAUGGCUUAGCUUGUUGCCAUCAAACAAUUGCGCUAAGACUAAUCCCGUCUGAUGUUGUUUGGUAAACCAAUGAUUUGUAGUUGUUUAUUUUUUCAUGGGUGGAUCUACAGCGGAAAGUUAUACGUGGCUGAUAUUAGUCAAGAUAGAAGAUAGUCUGUGUAAUACGGGAAGGGUAAUAAUCGCAGCGGGCACGUAGAGAUAGGGGGUUGGCGUACGUGGCUGCGCACCCCCUGAUCUCGAACACAAACACGCAGUCCUUUAGUUUUCAGAAGUAGACAAAUCUCAGCAUUUUCGCGUAUAAUAUCUAACGACUUCACAACCCAACAUUGCAGAUUAAACCUUUACCAUGAAAAUAAUAAUAAUUUAAUCGAAUUUCCCAAUAUCGGAGAUUAAGCUAAUAUCGGAGUGAUUAUGUAAGAAGCCACGAAACGACUUGCUGAUUAGCUGUUCUUGUUUAUAUUUUCUCUUACAGGACUAAAUUCUCGCCCUUUUAUGUCUCCUUAUCUAAAACGUUUCUAAUGGUAUGAUAAUAUGUCCUUAGAAGACAAAAUAAACAAGGCAAUUACUGCAUCAUUCAGACCAUAAGACUCCUUGUAAAUUAAGUGCAAAGACACUCUAACAUAGGCUUUAGCACCUUUUCUAUCUGAUCGUCUAAGAAACGUGCAAACAUCGUUUUUUAAAAUCUCAAACAAAGCAUUAAAGGAUUAGACAGUAAGUACUCGAUGCUAACAAAGCAAUAAAGGCAGACUUUUAUUCA